AUGGCCUUUGCGGCGGCGCUUCACUCGGCGUACGAAGCGCGUGCGUCGCACUUGGACUCGGACGAAGUCGCGGGCAUUCGCUCGCUCUUUACCUACUAUGACACCAACAUGGACGGCAACGUCUCGUCGGUGCAAGCCCUGCGCAUGUUCCAGCUCCUCGGGCUCACGGUCAACGAAGAGCAUGUGAACGAGCUCGAGCUGCUCUCAUUCGCAGAGUUUCUUGCGAUUGUCGACUGCCAGUACAAGGCAGCGCGCAGCCUCGACGAGGGCAGCCACGAGUGGCACCUCGUGGACCAUUUCCGGCGCGAUUACGUCACGCCGCACCAGCUCACCUACUUUUUGAUGAGCUGCGAGGCGACCGUGUCGGCGCCACACCUCGAGCGCUUCCAGGAUCUGUACGCCAAUGCGGACGAGUCGAGUGCGCGCUUUCGCUGCUUGGAGAAGGACGGGUGUCUCAAACUCCUCAGAGACUUUCAUGCGCCCGAGACCGACCACGACGACGCAUUGCUUGCACGUGAAAAAUGA
This is a messenger RNA of Saprolegnia diclina VS20, 525 nucleotides long. RefSeq lists its product as hypothetical. The coding region runs from base 1 to 525 and encodes 174 amino acids. The record is from RefSeq and is a predicted model, not a curated record. Gene Ontology annotation, molecular function: calcium ion binding. Lineage: Eukaryota; Oomycota; Saprolegniomycetes; Saprolegniales; Saprolegniaceae. The transcript has 5 exons.